CUUAAUUCCAGUUCAGUAUUUUUUUGCUGCAUUAAAUUAGCUUUCGUUGAAAACUUAUUACUGGAUUAAUAUGUAAAACAUAUAGAACACUUUUACAAUCAUCUUGAGUUUUCAAUUUGUUGCCAUAAGACAUAUGUGUCGUAUAAAACAAUUUAUUAUGCAUCUAUGUUAUGGAUUUGUCUGUAAAAUAUAAAGAGUUUAAUAUCACGCACCCACAGUGUUGAACCAGUCUAUUACUUCAGCCUUUUCAAAUAUAUGCGACGGCUUUAUUAUGGUUGCUCCAACGCAACAUGAGUUAGUUAACAUAAAUAAUAGUGAAUUUAAUACAGCAGCAUCACUUAGCGAUGACUCCGGUGUUCCUUUAACAACAAAUAACUCAAUUUCAAGUGGAGGCUCUUAUAGACUAAGCACUAAAUUAGAAAUAGAGGUAGUUGAAAGUGACGGAGAAGUUUCGCAAUUUGAUUCAUUGGACAAUUGUUCGGAAAGUGGAAUGAGCGCAGAAAACUUUAACACAUUAAAAAAAGGUCCACUAGCACCAAUUGAUCCACCACCUGAGUUUCAGGACUCACCACAAACGACACUUAUGCGCUCUGUUGCUUCGAAUUUAAAUUAUCUUCGUAGAUGGUCUUCCCAUUCGUCCUUUAAACAUAUGGGAAAUCAUGAAGAUGAUCAAAUUUCAAAAAUAUUCGCUGGUACGAUUGCAGAUAAUUUUAUAGCUAUUGAAAACGAUAUGUUCAAAUUAGCCCGCGAAAACAGUAUUAACGAUUCGUAUGCAAGAAAUAAACAUAUAUAUUCCAGUGAUUCAGUUAUUAAUAACUUGACAGAUAAUUUAUACGACGAACCAAAUGAUGUUAUAACCUCUUUGUUAGGAAACAGUACUGAUUCUUCGUCUUUAUUUCCAACUCCAACAUUAUCUCGUGUUAAAAUAAUUCAAACAUCAUGCCCUCAUUACCAGGACCACACUAAAUAUUUUAAGGUUAUCCCAUCAAAACAAGAUAAUACUAGAACUGACCAAAAAUUUAAUGUUUCGCAAUUAUCAGAAAUCAAUGACUUCGAUCUUUAUUAUGGCAUCAAGCGAAAUAUGUACCAACAUUGUGAAAAUACCCUUCAACGUAAAAUUAUAUGUAGUCCAUUAAAUUAUUCAUAUUGUCACAAUUCUCAUCAUACAGGUGUAUGUACUGGUAAUCGACCUAAUUCACGAAAUUCACUCAAUAGUCGUCUGUCUAGCUCUCAUAAUUCUUUAAGUGCAUCAUCCGCAAAUAAGCCAGAUGACUCAAUUUUUAUAACACAGGCCAUGUCACAUGAUGCAUUGCUUUCGCGAGAAAUAACUGACUUUUAUAACGUUCCCAUAGAUUCGGAUAUCUAUGCUCUGCCAGUGGAUAUGAUUUAUUCGGAAAAUGAGCGUCGAAUUCACAAAAAUGGACACAUUACUUUCAGUAAUAAACAUUCGAAAAUACAACAAGACACAAAUUCUGUUCAAGAUUAUAUAAAAUGCCACCAGUACAAAUCAAAUCGCAAAACGAAUCGUAAUAAAAGAAAAAAAUGCUCUGAAAUUAAUAGUCAAUCAAUGAAAAAUCAUAACCACCACAAAUUAUAUUCUAAAACAAAAUAUAGGGAUUCAAACGAACACAAUGACAUAGAAUGUGACAUUCAUAAUAACAAGCAGAGUAUCCAAGAACCACUUCAUAUGAGUCUUGAUGAGGUAAAAAAAUUUUAUCAUUCAAUUUACUCUAAUACAAAAAUACCUCCUGUAACGCAAAUCGACCAAAGCAAAAAAAACUUAAUUACUGAUUCUAAGGACACCAUUUCAAGCUUAUCUUCUAUUCAUUCUGGAAGUAAUCUGAGUGCGACAAAGGAAAAAAUUUGGUCCCGUACUAAACUUAGCAUAGAUGCAAACCAAAAACUAUCAUCUGAAAAUGAUAAAGUUAAUAACAAUGUAAAUAUAGGUAAAAAUCAAUAUAAUCAACAAAACAUCCGCCCACAAAAUUGUCAUUUAUUAAAUUUUGACGACACCAACCAAUUAUCUGCACUUCAACUUUCGUCACAAUAUAAUGUCAACAACAAACAAACGUUUCAACGGGAAAAAAAAUCUCAAUUUUCAUCAAGUCUCAAACAAAAAUUUUGCAGUAUUUUUCGAUUUAAAAAAAAUUAUAAUCGAUGUCGGACAAAUAACUCGGUAUCUGAUGAUAACAAUAGGGAACAAAGUUGGGUAGGUGCUCUAACGGUGGAAGAUAAGCGUAAUAAAUUUCAGUCAAGAGCUCUACCACCUUUACCAAAAAAAGCAUCUGAAAAUCUAUCUGAUUAUGAUAAUAAAGAAAAUAUCAAACCUGAUAUAAGGACAUUUCAAUUUACGUCGAGUAUCGAGAAAGUUAAAGACUAUGGUUGGUAUUGGGGUCCAUUGUCUAGUGAAGCCGCCGAAAAAGUUUUAUCUAAUGAGUCGGAUGGAAGUUUUAUAGUACGUGAUAGUUCGGAUGAUCACUAUAUAUUUUCCUUAAGCUUCAAACUAAAUAAUUGUGUACGACAUGUGCGGAUUGAGCAAGAUCAAGGUACUUUCUCAUUUGGCUCCUAUGCGAAAUUUAAAUCGCAAACAAUAACUGAAUUCAUUGAAAAAGCAGUUGAACAUUCAAGAAGUGGAAGGUACUUGUUCUUUUUGCACAGAAGACCAGAACAUGGACCUAUGCGUGUGCAAUUAACAAAUCCUGUUUCUAGAUUUAAGCAUGUGCAAAGUUUACAACACAUGUGCAGAUUUGUUAUUCUUAAAGCAGUAAUACGAAAAGAUUUAAUACAAACAUUGCCAUUACCUAGGAGACUUUUAGACUAUCUUAAUUAUAAGCAUUGCUUUUCUGAACAAAUUGAAAUUGAAAGUUCGCACUGUCAGAGUUCUGAAGAUGGAUUUGUGGAAGGUAAUGUCGAUUCUUAAUUUAAAAA
Messenger RNA from Teleopsis dalmanni, 2928 nucleotides. RefSeq lists its product as uncharacterized. NCBI's taxonomy places the organism in Eukaryota, Metazoa, Arthropoda, Insecta, Diptera, Diopsidae. Gene Ontology annotation, cellular component: phosphatidylinositol 3-kinase complex. The coding region runs from base 272 to 2920 and encodes 882 amino acids. Gene Ontology annotation, biological process: phosphatidylinositol phosphate biosynthetic process; intracellular signal transduction. The transcript is spliced from 10 exons. The record is from RefSeq and is a predicted model, not a curated record. Gene Ontology annotation, molecular function: 1-phosphatidylinositol-3-kinase regulator activity.